AUGGCUUCCUCCUGGGGGUCCAACGGUAGUUCCAGCGCUGCAGCGGAGGUGACGACCCCCACCAACGUCUCCACCAGCGGAGACUCGUGCACGUGGUACGCGGGUGCGAGCUGUGAGCAGUCCCGGACGUGCUACGACUGUCUAAACGUCGGCGUCGUGGGCGACACGUGUGCAGUUGGCAACAUCGGCCAAUGUUUAAGCACUUCGGACCGAGUGGAUGGAGAAUCGUACUACCUGGCAGCCGGUUCUACCUACUGUGAGGCGUCGGACAAGAACUGUUCUACCUGUCGUGCUCGAUGGCUGGAGGAGUACGCGGCAAGCGGAGAAGUCAAGUCAUCGCCCGUGUGUUCCGGAGAGAAUGGCUGCAUUUGUCUUGCCGUCUGUGAACGGGAGGCGAAGAACUCGCUGGUGAUUCAAGACGAGUGUCCAGCCUACGAGAGGGCCAAAGUCGGGAGCAUCAUGCUGGUGAUUGCCAUGGGCUUCGCCUCGUUCAUUGUCUUCUCCAUGCUCACCUAUUGUAUCAAGAAGCUGUUGAAGUGCACCCUGCCAUGUAAGUCGCCCCGUGGCCCGCAGUUGGCGUUGUCAGGGUGGAAGUCGAUGCGAGAGAAACUGAUUGAGACAGAGCACGGAAACGGAACGCCGGGGGCUGGGUCAGCAGGGGUGAUGAGGAUUCAAUUAUCGGCGGCGGAGGGGAUGGCGGUGAUUGUAGAGGAAGGUGAAGGCUUUCGCCCUGCUUCACCCAGCGAGCAAUAUCGUUCUCUACACCCCGAAGAGGUCGCGCCCGCAUUGGCGAUGUUGCGUUAG
Phytophthora sojae is the source of this 804-nucleotide messenger RNA. RefSeq lists its product as hypothetical. NCBI's taxonomy places the organism in Eukaryota, Oomycota, Peronosporomycetes, Peronosporales, Peronosporaceae. Bases 1 to 804 code for a protein of 267 amino acids. The record is from RefSeq and is a predicted model, not a curated record. The transcript has 3 exons.